Molecule: messenger RNA, 1273 nt
Organism: Dermacentor silvarum
Lineage: Eukaryota; Metazoa; Arthropoda; Arachnida; Ixodida; Ixodidae
Product: GTP-binding protein 10
Exons: 9
Coding region: 100-1236 (378 amino acids)
Cellular component (GO): mitochondrion
Molecular function (GO): GTP binding; GTPase activity
Source: RefSeq, a predicted model, not a curated record
CAGACGCGAGCGUGCGGUCGAUGCAAACAGCAGUGAGUUGCGUUGCGCGCUUGUGCGCUUCUGCUGAGAGCCUGAGCUAAACCAAUUAAGGCAGCGAUAAUGGUUGUGCUGACGACCUUUUGCCUAUAUGCUGCAAAGGUGUCAGCCAAACACCGACCGCUGCGUGAUGUGAAGCGUUUCAUGGAUCGUCUGCGUCUGAACAUUCACGGCGGCAGUGGCGGCACAGGAUACCCGCGAUACGGCGGAAUCGGCGGCAGUGGUGGCAGCGUGUACCUGAAGGCGAGCGACAAAAUUGAGCUAAGGGAUGUCGUCAAAGAGUAUCCCGACAAGCGCGUCAAUGCAGGCCACGGACACAAUAGCAAGGCAACGCAAAUCCUCGGCAGUCCAGGAACUGACGUCACGGUCAAAGUCCCUGUGGGAGUGUCCGUCUACAAUGGCCAGAAUCACUUGAUUGGAGACCUGAUCAAGCCUGAUGAGAAGAUCUUGGUGGUACGCGGGGGCCAGGGGGGCAACCCCAACAACCAGUACCAUGGACAGAAGGGCGAAGUCGACAAUAUCACUCUCAGCCUCAAGCUCAUCGCGGAUGUGGGCUUUGUGGGAUUUCCUAAUGCUGGCAAGUCGACACUCCUGAGGGCACUGUCUAGAGCGGCACCCAAGGUCGCCAACUAUCCUUUUACAACAAUCAGCCCAAACAUUGGAAUCAUGGAAUAUGCUGACCACCGGCAGAUCUCCCUCGCCGACCUGCCGGGCCUCAUCGAAGGUGCCCACCGCAACUUUGGCUUGGGCCACAAAUUUCUCAAGCACGUUGAGCGGACGAGCAUGCUGCUUUUCAUUGUUGACAUCAACGGCUUCCGUCUUAACACGUCAUCGAUGCACAGGAGCGCCUACGAGACGGUCAUGUCCCUGAACAAGGAACUGGAAAUGUACAAAGAAGACCUCCUCACUAAGCCAGCCAUUUUGGCUGUGAAUAAAAUGGACACUGAGGGGGCUAUGGAAAAGUACGAAGAGCUUUUGGAGCAGCUUGAAAAACAAGACACAUCCUCAUUGCACGAAGACAUCAGGCCAUCAACCCUCAUGCGCUUUGAUGAAGUCAUACCCAUUAUAGCGCGAGAUGCCAAGAACACCCUCCAAGUCAAGCAGAAAAUUCGCACAUUUAUUGAUAUUUAUAUUGAGCAACAUAGGAAAGCGGAAGACGUUUCGUUCGGACAGAGAACAGAAGGUCAAGUUUUGAUCUAAUCGUGUACAUGUAGAAAUAAACCUUUUGUUUGUAUUA